CGUGUUUAACAUCGCAAUUGUGCUAGUGCAUGAUUACUACUCUUAUAAUACAAUAAUAGUAAAUCAUAAAAUUUUCAAUAGAUCAAUUAAUCUAUCAAACUGAUCUAAUAUGAUUAUUAUCAAAUAAUUAUUAUUAAAUGAUUAAUAUUGAGUAAUCAUAUUUGUUAUAGAACAAUACACCGUGCAGUGUUCGUUUUUUUCUUCAAAAAAUAGACUUCAUUACAAUUUAUAUAAAGUAAUGCAUGGGUAUGUAUGUACGUGGAUGCGUCAUCCGCUCGGCUAACGACCGUGUUAGUUGUUAUCUGACUUUCCGGCUUGACUCAACUGAGUAGUAAGAGGCAAUAAGGACCAAUAAUUGUGACACCAUGUUGGAAUUUUGCACUGCAGUCUGCAUGUAGCAAAGCGAAUGAUUCCAUCGGCUUUAAUAAAUUCUUCGUCUUACUAUCACGAUUAUUGAAAAACUUUCAAUGAUACAACUAUUGCAAAAUCCGUCUUCAUCGUCGACAAGUUGUCGUUCGUCAAGAUAAAAAAUAUUCAAUUUACGAGGUGCUAUUUAUGCUAUUAGUUAAAAAAAAAUUUUUCGCUCAUUGGUAGAUCCAUGAGCUUUAUUGCUGCGUGUUUUGAACACAUUUUCUAACUAAAUUUAAAUUAUUGAAUUGUGACGUUGUGUUUAAUAUGCGUCUGAAAUGCUUGACAUCUCGAUUCAAAAUCUUCAACAGUAAAUACUAAUUUUAAUAAUACUGCUAUGGUUAUGACUCGUAAUGCAUUUGUGACUGAUGAUCAUAGACUGAAACAAAACAGAAAUAUGUCAGCUACUGGAAUACUCAUAUGUCAUGUCAAUUCUUAUCCAUUUCAUGAAAGAACUUUAUCACUAGAACAUCCAGUGAAAAUUGGGCGUUCAGUUGCAAGAGUUAAAGCUUCAAAUGAUAAUGCCAUUUUUGAUUGUAAAGUGUUAUCAAGAAACCAUGCCUUGUUGUGGUAUGAAAGUGGGAAAUUUUUCUUGAAGGAUACUAAAAGCAGCAAUGGUACUUUUGUUAAUAACAAACGUCUAAGUCCAUCUGGUGAAGAAUCCAUAGCUUGUGAAAUAUGUUCAGGAGACAUUGUUCAAUUUGGUGUUGACGUUGUUGAAAGUACUAAAAAAGUUACUCAUGGAUGUAUAGUAGCUACUUUAAAACUUUAUUUACCUGAUGGAAAAGAGGCUAAAGCAUUAUUUUCAAAUUCUAUUGCCUAUGUCAACAUUACUCUUGAAGAUCUUUACAAAUUAAAUCAAUGUAUUCAAGAAGCAGGACGGAGAGAAAAUGCUCUAAGAUCAAAACUAGAUUACAUGCAGCAGUUGUUAGAACAAACAAGAAUUGCAACUAAUCAAGGUUGGAAGGCUUUAGUAUUAGAAGAUUGCUUAUUGUCUCGGCUGGAAAUGUUGGAAAGUCAAGUAUUAGUCUAUUCCAAAAAUUUUAAUGAAGAUAAAUUAAAAAUGGAAAUGUUAUGUUUAUUGGAAGAUAAAGUACAAUAUCAAACUGCUACAAAAGAAAUUUUGCAGAAAAAAGUUCAAGAAAAACAUGAUAUAGUCAGUAAAAUUCAACUUUUGAAGUGCAGAUUGUGUCAAUGUCAAGAUGAAAGCCAAAGUUUACAAGCUGUUUUAAGGAAAAAUCAAAGUGAACUCCAAGAUCUCGCGAUUAAGCAUACAAAAACUCAACAAGUUUUACAAGAAACAACCAACAAACUUUCAGAAGCUGAAAAUAAACUAAAGGAAAUGAUUCAAAAAAGACAUAAUGAAAAUGAAGAUAAAUUAAAUGAAAUCAAAAAAUAUAAGUACUCUGAUCAUAAUUUAAUUAUGAAUUAUAAUGAUUCAAAAUUAGAUUCAGUAAAUAUUCACAAACAAAUGAGUGCUUUAAAAAACUUUAUCAAAACACUGCAAGAUACCAACAAUGAAUUUUUCAUAAAUCAAGAAAGUUUAAUCGAAUUCAUAAACAGAAUUCUUAGUCACUGGGAUUCAAUAUACUUGAAUAUUCUCAAUAAUGACUUUCAUAAAAAUCAAAAUGAUGAUCAUUCAUUAGUCUCUUUGAAUGAUAUCGAAAAUGAUCAUACUACAGCUAUGUUUUGCAGUAAAAAUGAUAUCAUCAAUACUUGUACUAAAAAUUAUAUAGGAGAAUGUGCACCAACUAGUCAAAAAAUAUUCUUCAUAUCUGAUAAAUAUACUAACUUGAAGCAACUAAGACAAUAUUACAUAAAAAAAAGUAUGUCUCUACAUUCACGGUUUUCUUUUGAUCCAACUACAGACAUAAAAAGUUUGAAUUUCAAGUGUAAUAAUACUUCAGAUUGCAUUCAAUUUUUAUUAAAAUUUCCUAGCAUUAAAUACAAUUUAAAAAAGAAAAUAUGUAAAGAUCUUUUUACAUCGUUAGAAUUUCAAUCUUCUAAUAUGUCAAAUCAACAAAACAAACUAUGCAAAAAAAUUGAAGAAAAAGAAAUAAAAAAUCUUUUGACUGGCCAAGCUACAAAAUUAAAACAAAUUGCUGACAAAAUAAAUGAUAAUGUAAAUAAGGGUUCAAGUGAAGAUUUUUGCAUUAACCAAUUAAUUGAGAAAUGCAUUUCACUCAGUGAACUUCCAUGUUCAAAUGAUGUAAAAUUCCAUAGCGAUGAUAAUCCAAAGUCUUUAAAAGAUUGGCUAUUAUUAAAUUCAAUUGAAACAAACUCAAAAAAUAAUAUCAAACAUGAUAUAAAUUUAUGGAAAAUUCAAUUACAAGCUAAAUAUCUUAAAGAGUUAAGUGAGCAAUUAGUUAUGAUGAAAGAAAAAUAUAACAUGAGCCUUUCUGAAAAAUUGAUUAUAUCAAAAAAAUAUCUUUCAUUAGAAGCUAAGUGUAAAUCCAUUUCAUAUAAAUCUCACGUUAUAUCAAUUUAUUAUGUACUUCCAUUAGUACUUGCCUUGAUAUGGAUGCUUAUCGAGAAGUUGUUAUAACUAGCUAUUUUAAUUUAGUUCUUAAGAUAAAAAUUUAAUUUGUACAUUACAGUGAUUCAUAAAUGAUUAUUAAUGUAUACCAUUUCUUAUGUUUAUUGUAAACCUACUUCAUUUUAAAUUGUUAUUGUCAUCCAGUAUGACAAAAAAUAAUGAAAACUGAAUUUUGCUUUAGUAGAUCAAAAAACAGUUUUGAUAAUCAGGAAAAUUAUAAAAGUUUACUUUCGUUUAUUAUUUUUCAAGUCUUUUGUUAUUUUUGUGUUAAUGCCUAAAUGGAAAUUGUUGAUGCUUUAAUAAUUUAAUUAAUCAUUAAGAGAGUCAAAAAAUGUUGUAAAGAUUAUGUUCUGAAUACAUUCAACAGUUACUUCAAAUUAAAAAUAAUAUCCAUUUACUCCUAAGAAAUCAACCAUUUUCAAGCAGGUUUCAAUAUUCUUUUAAGUUGGACAAACUCAUAUUUGUAAUAACAACUUUAAAGGCUUUUUAAUUGUUGCUUACAUUUUACAAGAGCUAUCAUUUUUAUAUUACAAGUUUAUAAUACUAAAAACUACUCAUAUUUUAUAAUAAGUAAGUUCUUGGGUCAAUUGCUAUUGUUAAUAACUUACAAACCACCAUGUAAAGUUUAAAUUAGUAAUAAAUAACUCAACCGUUGUAA
Trichogramma pretiosum is the source of this 3602-nucleotide messenger RNA. It is a transcript of the gene Slmap, whose product is annotated as sarcolemmal membrane-associated protein. The coding region runs from base 746 to 2953 and encodes 735 amino acids. The record is from RefSeq and is a predicted model, not a curated record. NCBI's taxonomy places the organism in Eukaryota, Metazoa, Arthropoda, Insecta, Hymenoptera, Trichogrammatidae. The transcript has a single exon. Gene Ontology annotation, molecular function: protein binding.